GAGCGAGCGUCGAUUUGCGGACGCGCUAUCCGCUCGCGCACCAGCUCUGCGGCAGGACAAGAGCCACAGUUGCACGCCAGCAACAACUCUACGCCAGCGCCGCGCGAGACCAGAGCUCUAGUCGCCCAGACACUGCAAGCAAAGCAAGCAAGCAGCCAUGGCGUCGCAGCUCGAAGCCAAGACGAAAGCCAUGAAAAUAGGAGAGCGCAUCCCCAAUACGCCUGAGGGCUGGCCCCAGGCCAAGAUCCGCAGCACCUUCGUCGAGUACUUUCAACGGCACGCGCACACGCACUGGCCCUCGUCGUCCGUCGUGCCCCACGACGACCCCACGUUACUGUUUGCCAAUGCCGGGAUGAACCAGUACAAAAGCAUCUUCCUCGGUAUGUCUUACCAGCGUUGUUUAUAUAUAUGAAAAGCCGGCUGAUUACACACCUUUCAACCCUUAUCUACUCUGACUCCUGAACGAACUUAAUAUGAGAUUUCUGCCUGACGGUUCUUCUCUCUACACACAAUACCACAAUACAAUAACAUAGAUAACAUAUACAUAUAGGUACCAUCGACCCCAAGACCAAAAUGGCCUCGCUGAAACGAGCCUGCAACUCCCAGAAAUGUAUAAGAGCCGGAGGCAAGCACAACGACUUGGACGACGUAGGAAAAGAUUUAUAUCAUCACACCUUCUUCGAGAUGCUCGGGAACUGGAGCUUUGGCGACUACUUUAAGGAGGAGGCCAUCCGCAUGGCCUGGGAGUGCCUGACGGUGGAAUUUCAAUUGGAUCCCGAGCGACUCUAUGUCACUUACUUCGGCGGCGACGAUUUGAAAGCACCGGGCGUGCCCCCAGAUGAAGAAACGAAAAGGAUCUGGCUGAAGUACGUCCCUGCUUCGAGGAUUUUACCGUUCGACGCGGGCGACAACUUCUGGGAGAUGGGCGACGUCGGGCCGUGCGGGCCCUGCACCGAAAUUCAUUAUGAUAGGAUUGGCGGGAGAGAUGCCGCUUCUUUGGUGAACAUGGACGAUCCCGACGCGCGGAGCGGCGUCCUUUUGACGCGUCGACGGCGUCGCGCGCCACGCCAUCGCCGCGACACGCGUCACAAAACGCAGGUCCUCGAGAUCUGGAACAACGUCUUUAUCCAGUACAACCGCGACCGGCACGGCCUGAAGACGCUGCCGGCGCAGCACGUCGACACGGGCAUGGGGUUUGAAAGAUUAGCCUCUAUUUUACAAGGCAAGAUGUCGAAUUACGACACCGACGUAUUUACGCCCCUAUUUGACGAGAUCCAGAAGGUCUCCGGGCAGUCGAAACCGUAUACCGGUAAAAUUGGAGAGGAAGACAAGGGUACGAUCGACAUGGCCUACCGAGUCGUCGCGGACCACGUGCGGACUUUGAGUUUUGCCAUCGCCGACGGCGCGGUGCCCGACGCCCUUGGGCGAGGCUACGUGUUGAGAAGAGUGCUGAGGCGAGCCGUGUGGUACGGCCAGCACUUCCUGGGCGCGCCGAAGGGCUUUGUGUUCAAGAUCGUGCCGAGGCUCUGUGAGGUACUAGGUGAUGCCUUUCCGGAGUUAAGACGAGCUCAGUCGACGAUCAUGGCCGUGCUGGAAGGGGAGGAAAGAGAUUUCAACCGUACUAUAGACAAAGGAGCUCGGUUCUUCCAGAAGCGAGUAUCGACUUUAGGUAAAGGUGAGCCGUUUCCGGGCAAGGACGCGUUCCACCUGUCCGGUUCCCUAGGCUUUCCUUUAGAUCUCACGGAGAUCAUGGCCGAAGAAAUAGGCCUGAAAGUUGAUACAGAGGGCUACCACGCUGCAUUGAAGGAAGAACAGGAUCGAAACGCGGCCGCGGUCGCGAAAAGAAAGGCGGCUCGCAGCGCGGGCGCGGACAUGACUUUUGCGGCGGAGCAGACGUCGGCCAUUGCGCAUUUGGCGAAGACCGAUGAUGCCGCGAAGUACGUCUGGAACGAGCGGCCGGAUGCGCGCAUCGUGGCACUAUUUGUGGGAAGAGGAGGAGGGCCGAAGGGCGACGGGUUCGUGGAUUCAGUAGAUGCCUCAUGUCAAGUCGCUGGAGCUGUACUAGACGCUACGAGCUUCUACGCCGAGAUGGGCGGGCAGACGUUCGACACGGGAACUCUGUUGAUAGACGAUGCGUCAGUCCUGCAAGUAGAUGAUGUGCAGGUCUACGCUGGUUAUAUCGUGCACGUGGGGGCGCCCUCCACCACUUUACGAGUAGGAGAUUCAGUGCAAUGCGCCGUGGACUACGACCGGAGGCAGCGCGUCGCUCCUAAUCAUACUAUGACCCAUGUCCUCAACUUCGCUUUACGGGAGGUGCUGUUGGGUGGGUUGGAGGGGGCCAAGGAGGACCACAAGAAGACGGGGGUCGAUAGGUGCGUCCAGAGGGGUUCGCACGUCGACGACGAGCGGUUACGUUUCGACGUGGCGUGGGACGCGCCUUUGACGCAAGAACAAUUGAGUCAAGUAGAGAAGAUCUGCGCCGAUAUCGUCGAUAAUGCUUUGUCUGUGGAUGCGGUCGAGACGCCGUUGGACAAGGCCAUGGACGUGGAAGCUCUGAGAGCGAUGAAGGGCGAGGCCUACCCGGACCCGGUCCGCGUCGUCGCGAUUGGUGGGAGCGUGCAGAAGAUCACGUCUUCGCCUUCCUCAAAGGACUGGUCUUCGUUAUCUGUCGAGUUGUGUGGUGGUACUCACUUACGUAAUACGAAGGACGCGGUCGGGUUCGCUUUGCUGGAAGAGCAGGGCAUCGCGAAGGGUGUCCGGAGGUUGGUCGCUUGUACUCGUGAAAAGGCGGCGUCCGCGCACGCCUGCGCUAGAGAUUUCAGAGAAAGGAUCGUGGCUUUCGAAAGUAUGCCCUUGGAUACAUCAGAAGCGUUCGCGAAGGCCGAGGAGACCCUCAAGCUGCUGAAGGUCGAGGUCAACGCGGCCGUCAUGCCGCAACAUCAAAAAAUGUUCUGUCGCGAGGCGCUCAAUUCGCAUUCGUCAGGACCCAUGAAAGCCGCAAGGAAGAAGGCCGAGAAGGCCCAAGCUGAUGCGGCCUCUGGAGCUUUUGAAGCAUUGGCAUCCUCCAACACUGAUGGAGCGGUGGCGGCGCGCGUGGACUUUGGGUGCGACGCGAAGUUGUGGCAGAAGCUCCAGAAGUCGAUCCUGGCGAAGAAGGCUCCUGGUGGCUCUUUCUUGGUGUGCUCGUCUGGCUCAGGCAAGGUCGGCGUCUACGCGUGCGUGGCCAAGGGCCACUCCAUCGACGCGCGGGAGUGGUGCGCGGCGGCCGCCGACGCCAUCGGCGGGGGCAAGGGCGGCGGCAAGGAGAAGGCCGCGAACAUGGUCGUCCUCGGCGGCGGCGACGUCGACGCGGCGGUCGCCGCGGCCCAGGCGUUCGCGAAGGGGAAGGGGCUCUAG
Molecule: messenger RNA, 3396 nt
Organism: Pelagomonas calceolata
Lineage: Eukaryota; Pelagophyceae; Pelagomonadales; Pelagomonadaceae
Source: the annotation of a GenBank genome assembly